AUGAUACCUUUAGAUGAACUUGAACGAGAGAUUAGAAGAUUACAACAAGAACAUUUAUUGAAGAUGUAUGAACUACAACAGAAUAUGGAAUCAUUACGUCAAGAUACAAUCAUAGAUAGAACACGAUUACAACUAGAAUUAAAUACACAACAACAACAAGCUCAACCUCAGAGUAUUGUUAUACAUCAACCACAAUGUCCUCCUAAUAUUCAACAUACACAUGUUGAGAAAGGUUGUUAUGAUCACCAGUGUCCACCACCACCGAAACCCCCAGAACCACCACCACCAGAACCUUAUAUACCACUACAAUUACCACCACCGCCACCAAUACGAGUUGAAGAGCCCCCACAACGAAAACAAGGCGGGGGACGAGGGGGAGGAGGGUAUAGUUGGUAUGUAGAAGAAUAUAUUCCACCACAAGUAAUAGAGGAAGGAGCAGAAGUCAAGAUACCAACAGAGGGUUAUAAAAUAGAACGUAGAUUUCCUAGUGGUGGAGGUCCUCCUAUUGAAAUUGUAUCUAGAGGACAAGGAGGACCAACUCCUGGACCAAUGGGACCAACUCCUGGACCAAUAGGACCAAUGGGACCACCAGGACCUAGGUUUCGUCUACCCUCACAAAUACGUCCUCGACCAGGACCAGGUAAUCGAAUGGUAUCUCGAAGUAAUGAUAUAUGGAAUAGACCAAUACCAGGUGUUGAUGAAGGUGUCCAGUUUGAUCAUAAUUGA
Lottia gigantea (owl limpet) is the source of this 726-nucleotide messenger RNA. RefSeq lists its product as hypothetical. NCBI's taxonomy places the organism in Eukaryota, Metazoa, Mollusca, Gastropoda, Lottiidae. The record is from RefSeq and is a predicted model, not a curated record. The transcript is spliced from 4 exons. The coding region runs from base 1 to 726 and encodes 241 amino acids.